AUGGAUACACCAUUACAGGUUUCUCAACAAAGUUCAUCAGGAUCAACUAGUGGAAAUGUAAUUCUAGUUAAUAGUAAUGAUAUGAUUCAUCAACGAUCAAAUCUUGCUGGUCAACAAAUAAUUCUUAAAACAAGUUCAUCACCAACAUCUCAUACAACACCAGGUCAAAUUCUUCAAACAGCUGAUGGACAAUUAAUUAUAUUACAAACAGCUGAACAACAACAAACUCAACCUACACAAUAUGUACAAGUUGGAGGACAAUUUUUACAAAUAAGUAAUCUUCAAACAAGUCAACAAGCACAAACAAUAACAAUUCCAGCAAGUGCAUUACAAUUAACUUCUAAUGGACAACAAAUAGUACAAUUAUCAACACCAACAAAAAUGCAAUCAACAUCAUCAAAUGGUUCACUUAUUAUGAUGGUUCCAACUAAUUCAACUCAAUUACAAACUGUUCAAAUGCAAACAUCUAAUACAACAUCAUCAACAAUUCCAAAUCAAACACAAGAAACAACUGAAGAAGAACCAUUAUAUGUUAAUGCUAAACAAUAUAAUAGAAUAUUAAAAAGACGUGCUGCUAGAGCGAAACUUGAAGCUGAAGGAAGAAUUCCACGAGAAAGAAAACGUAAAUUUCUUCAUGAAUCUCGACAUCGACAUGCUAUGAAUCGUGUACGUGGAGCUGGUGGUCGAUUUGCUCCUGGAUCAAAACAAAAAGCAUGA
Molecule: messenger RNA, 717 nt
Organism: Rotaria sp. Silwood1
Lineage: Eukaryota; Metazoa; Rotifera; Eurotatoria; Philodinida; Philodinidae
Source: the annotation of a GenBank genome assembly